GGACAAGGGCUGCUGCGGCCUUCUCCCUGCGGGCGGCGGCGACAGGGUCGCUGAGAGGAUGCCCGCAGCUAGUGGGACCUCGCGCCUGGAGGGUGACUGGGGGCGGCGCGCGGACCGGGAGCUGGCCUGUCAGGCGGGAGUCGGGCAAGUGCGGUGGCGGAAGUGCGAGGACGCGGUCGGAGCCGAUCGGUCUAGGAAGCCGCGGCCGCGGGGUUACCAACCUCGGAGCAGCUGCUUAGCCUUAGCCAGACCGCAGCGACUAAGGCUCGGGCGUCGACAAGAUGCCUCUCUUCACCGCCAACCCUUUCGAUCAAGACGUGGAAAAAGCCACAAAUGAGUAUAACACGACGGAAGAUUGGAGCCUUAUUAUGGACAUAUGUGAUAAAGUUGGAAGCACUCCUAAUGGAGCAAAAGAUUGCCUAAAAGCCAUAAUGAAACGGGUAAAUCAUAAGGUUCCUCAUGUUGCUCUGCAAGCGUUAACUCUUCUUGGGGCUUGUGUGGCAAACUGUGGAAAGAUAUUUCAUUUAGAAGUAUGUUCCCGUGAUUUUGCAACAGAAGUACGUGCUGUGAUAAAAAAUAAGGCUCAUCCUAAAGUAUGUGAAAAACUGAAAUCUUUAAUGGUGGAGUGGUCAGAAGAAUUUCAGAAGGAUCCUCAGUUUAGUCUAAUAUCUGCAACUAUUAAAUCUAUGAAAGAAGAAGGAAUUACUUUUCCUUCAGCAGGUUCUCAGACUGUCUCAGUGGCUGCCAAGAAUGGUAUGUCAUCAAACAAAAACAAAGAAGAUGAAGACAUAGCUAAAGCUAUUGAAUUAUCGUUGCAAGAGCAGAAGCAGCAGCACACGGAAACAAAAUCCUUAUAUCCAUCUACAGAAGUUCAACUAAAUAAUAAAGUUGCAAGGAAAGUGAGAGCUUUAUAUGAUUUUGAAGCCGUUGAGGACAAUGAACUCACCUUUAAACAUGGUGAAAUUAUUAUUGUUUUGGAUGACAGUGAUGCCAAUUGGUGGAAAGGAGAAAAUCACAGAGGAAUAGGACUCUUCCCAUCUAAUUUUGUAACAACUAAUUUAAACAUAGAGUCUGAGGCAGCAGCUGUGGACAAAUUGAAUGUAAUUGAGGAGGAGGAGGAGGAAAUUAAGAAAUCAGAGCCUGAGCCUGUUUAUAUAGAUGAGGAUAAGAUGGAUAGAGCCCUGCAGGUACUCCAGAGUAUAGAUCCAACCGAUUCAAAACCAGACUCCCAAGACCUCUUGGACUUAGAAGAUAUCUGCCAGCAGAUGGGUCCAAUGAUAGAUGAAAAACUUGAAGAGAUUGAUAGGAAGCAUUCUGAGUUGUCUGAAUUGAAUGUGAAAGUCUUAGAAGCUCUGGAACUAUAUAACAAAUUAGUGAAUGAAGCACCAGUAUAUUCAGUCUACUCAAAGCUCCAUCCUCCAGCACAUUACCCACCUGCAGCAGCUGGGGUUCCAAUGCAGGCAUACCCAAUUCAACCACAUGGUGGAAAUUACAUGGGCCAAAGCAUUCACCAAGUCCCAGGUGCCCAAAGCUACAGCCUUGGGCCAGAUCAGAUGGGGCCACUGAGAUCUCUGCCUCCAAAUGUGAAUUCCUCAGUGACAACACAGCCUGCUCAAGCUCCGUAUCUAAGCACUGGACAAGAGACUGUUUCCAAUCCUACUUAUAUGAACCAGAACUCUAACCUUCAAUCAGCUCCUGGUACAGCUGCUUACACACAGCAGAUGGGGAUGUCUGUGGAUAUGUCAUCUUACCAGAACACUACUACCAAUCUGCCGCAACUGGCAGGCUUUCCAGUGGCAGUUCCAGCUCAUUCAGUUGCACAGCAGCAAACAAAUUACCAUCAGCAGCCUCUCCUUUAGAAACAAACCAAACACUUUCUUGAAAGCCUUCAUAAGUGUAUUACUCGACCUUAAUGAUUCUAAUCUGAAAAUAGUAAAGGAAAAAUUUUUUUUUCUGAACUCAUAAGGACCAUGAAUAAAUAAAGCACAAAAACUUACCUUACUUUAUUUGGCCAUUAAAAGGGUUUGGUUUUUUUUCAGUCCAAUUUGUUUGAAGUCAAACUUUUGAACAGAGGCAGCAUUAAGUUGCUUCCAGUUAAUUUUGUCUUAGUUUCAAAUUUCUUUACACAAAUAUGCACACCCAGUAAGUAGCCUUAUGACACUAAACAGCAUGAGAUAUGAGUGUUAAAAUUUUACUGUAAGAACACCCGCUCUUUACCCCUAAAAUGUCACAUUAAUUGGGAGAGCACUGAAACCUUUAAAUAUUGUUGGUCUAUGUUAUUUUCACUUUCCCACACACCAUUAUUUUAAAAGGCAAACAUCUUUUUUGUGCAAGCAUUUAGCUUGCCAACAUAUUUCUUUUUGGCUCCUUAAAUUGCAGUUGUGUUUGCAGUACUGUCAGUUUUGCUGUCAGUGUUAUGGUUGAGUAAUAAUUAGCAUAUAAUUGUCUACAGAAGCAGGAGCAACUUGGAAGGAACAAAAAUGUUUUCUGUUAUUAAUAGUGAAGACCAUGUAAAUGCAGAUGUGUGUUAAAGCAUUUAGCUAGUCCCCCAGUCCUGCCAGCAGUGGGCUAAGCAGUGCCCCACAAAACAUUUCCCUUCCCUGAAGAACAUUUCUUUCCCUACAAGGGUCCCUUGUAUUUAUAGAAUUGCCACUGUACUGAUCUUGUCAAAUGACUUUGGUUAUUCUGUCAUGAAGAUACAGUCCAUUUGUUUUCCUUCCUUCAGUGUGGUGUGCAGAGAUGCUUCAUUUCCUUUUUACGGAUUAUAUGUGAAUUUGAGCCAUGACACAUUCCUAAUAAUUUGAUGUGAUGGAUGCCAAGUGUGGAUGAUAAGUGUGUUUUUAUUGAUAUGUUGUUUCUUUAAAAAGGUGAUUUGAGUACCAUUGCUAUGCCAAGCUGUUGAAAAGUUUGGUCAUUCCUUUCAGAAGUAAUUCUGAGCCUGUGGAGUAACAGACAAUGGAUUGAUAACAAAGCUGUCCAGACACUUUUUCAGAAGCCUACGUUUUAAAUUAGUUUAUAAUGCUAAUCCAUUCCACAUACUGUAGGAGUUAGUAAAACAAUAGGGAUUGUUUUUUUGCCUAAAAAUUUGCACACUACUGCAUCAUCUACCAGUUUUUUAGAUAAAAAAAUAGAAAAUGCAAAUGCAUGUUUACAGACACAUGAUAUUUGGACUGGGGAAAAAAUGGACAUAAGUUUAGUUUUUAAAAAGUUAACUGUAUGGAAACAAGGUUUCUAUAUUUUUUGUUUUGUUUUGUUUUUUAAGCUGA
Molecule: messenger RNA, 3266 nt
Organism: Hipposideros armiger (great roundleaf bat)
Lineage: Eukaryota; Metazoa; Chordata; Mammalia; Chiroptera; Hipposideridae
Gene: STAM2
Product: signal transducing adaptor molecule 2
Exons: 14
Coding region: 282-1859 (525 amino acids)
Biological process (GO): signal transduction
Cellular component (GO): endocytic vesicle
Molecular function (GO): ubiquitin binding; phosphatidylinositol binding
Source: RefSeq, a predicted model, not a curated record